Phytophthora nicotianae INRA-310 is the source of this 653-nucleotide messenger RNA. RefSeq lists its product as hypothetical. The record is from RefSeq and is a predicted model, not a curated record. The transcript is spliced from 2 exons. Bases 95 to 361 code for a protein of 88 amino acids. NCBI's taxonomy places the organism in Eukaryota, Oomycota, Peronosporomycetes, Peronosporales, Peronosporaceae.
UGUCUUUGUGUUCGGGGGUCUUGUUGCCACCACCGCCAGACGAGCAGUCCUCAAAGAGCUCCUUCCAGAUCAAGAAACCUCUUUACUCGUCACAAUGAGCCUCAUCCGCCAGUCCAUGCGCGCCCUGAAGGCCGUCAACUCUACCGCCGCCAUCCGCCCCGCUGUCGCUCGCUUCUCCACUGAUGGCAAGGUGCACGGUGUGCCCAUUAACAACACGCCCACUGAGGACCCCCAGGUCGUGAUCCCGGAGCUCCACCAGACACUCGAGUGGUGCCUGUCGUCGCCCCCUCCUGUUCACCAGUUCGACGAGGCCCCUAUCGUCAUUGAGACGUACGGCGACGUGGACCCGUACGCCCACUAGAUCAGCAACUCGUGGACGUCGUCUACUGUAGCUGCUGUACUCUGUGUUGGCAUAAGUAUCAAGGGUCAAGAAUAUCGGCAGUGCAGGCAGGUCAAUGGUCUGUCUAGAGCGACUCCAAAUAAAAGACACACAAUUUGGUAACUUUUGCGAACAUGCAUGCAGUCUGUGCUUUCCUACAGCUAUUAGGCGGUUGCUACUGCACUCAAGCUGUCCGUCUAUCGUCGCCAGGUUUCUUUGAUGAGCUGAAUGUCCGCCAGGUCGUCGUUAAUCAUGUUGGUGAGGUGUUCCAGCC